Notothenia coriiceps (black rockcod) is the source of this 1801-nucleotide messenger RNA. It is a transcript of the gene hoxd12a, whose product is annotated as homeobox D12a. Gene Ontology annotation, biological process: regulation of DNA-templated transcription. Lineage: Eukaryota; Metazoa; Chordata; Actinopteri; Perciformes; Nototheniidae. Gene Ontology annotation, molecular function: DNA-binding transcription factor activity, RNA polymerase II-specific; sequence-specific double-stranded DNA binding. Bases 27 to 821 code for a protein of 264 amino acids. The record is from RefSeq and is a predicted model, not a curated record. The transcript has 2 exons.
UGCAAGAAGCGUUUGAGUAAGGCUCUAUGGAGAUGUGUGAGCGGAAUCCUUUAAAUCCUGGCUAUGUUGGUUCUCUGCUGAAUUUUACUCCUCCUGAGUCGCUGUAUUUCUCCAACUUGCGCGGUAAUGGAGCCCACAUACCCGGGCUGCAGAUCCCUUACAAUAGGAGAGAGGUGUGCACGCUCCCGUGGAUUUCCUCAAGUUCGUGCACGUCUGGACCAGCAGCACCGCCACCGAGCCGCGCCUUUGGAGGCUACUGUCCUCCGUUUCUGUCCAACUCGUUGUCUUUAAAUACGAACUCGUCCAGCGGCCACAUCAAGGCGCAUCUGGAGGAGACGGUUCGGGGCUUUCAGGUCACAAACCACAAGACAGAGGAGUCUGGGAGGCGAGAGGAGGCUUAUGUGGGGGAUCAUGUUGGCAGUGACCGCGGGUUCUCAGAGCUGGACCGCCGGUCUCACGGUUCUGCGGCCCAGCUCGAUCCGGAUUCAGCAGGUCCACUUAAUGUGAACAGCACCAAACAGGAGCAGGAUCCCAUUCAACCAUCAUCCAGUCACACAUGCUCCAGGACGUCUUUUGCAGAAGGUGCCCCAUGGUGCUCGUCACAAGUGAAAAUCAGAAAGAAGAGAAAGCCAUACACCAAGCUGCAGCUGGCUGAACUUGAGAAUGAAUUUAUGAUGAAUGAAUUCAUCAACAGGCAGAAACGGAAGGACUUGUCAGAAAGACUGGACCUCAGCGACCAACAGGUGAAAAUAUGGUUUCAGAACAGGAGGAUGAAGAAGAAGAGAUUGAUAAUGCGCGAACAUUCUUUCUCCGCAUACUGACGACCUUUGGACUUGAUCAUGACCAGCAGCGCACCGAAUAUGUUGUACUAUAAUGCAGCAAAACAAAAGCACACACACACUUCGGUUUGUGGCAUGGACUUGUAUUUAUAGAUGUAUAAAAAAAUGAUUAUAUUCCUGCCACAUACGAGGCUGUAGUUUUAUCCAAUAAAAAUGCAACAAUAUGAAUAGAACUGAAAAUACAUUGCAGAUUCAAAUAUUAUCCGUUUGACUUAAGUGUGCAUUUUAGAUACUGAGAUUCUCCAAAUGCGCACAGGCCCUGUUGGCCUGCAGCCGCAGAUGAUAAAACAGCUUAACACCCUAUUGUUUGUAACUUAAAAGUAAAAACUGUUUAAACAGGAAUAUGUUUGUAUAUUUGUGUGUGUAUUUUGUUUUAUGGCUUGCAUGGUGUAGGCCCAAUGUGGAAGCAGACAGUCAAGUUCAUGUUUACGGACGGAAUGAACAUUAAUCAUAUGGUAUUGCGAAAUAUAUUAAUUUUGCAUGUCUAUUUCCUUAUUGCUGUUAUUGAAUGACAUGCCUGUUUUUUUCCUCAAUUUGUUGUAAAUCUAAUUAAAUAAUCAAACUAACAUUAUUUCUGCUCUUUUGGGCCACGUCCACACCCAAAAUCUGUGGAGGACAAGAAUUGUUCCGCAUUUGGUUCCAGUAUGUGUUUACUUCAAAAGCCUGAAAAAGAAAUGUUUGUGGAUACGAUUAUUUUUAUGCUUUUGAUUUUUAACUAUAUAACUGUUAAAGUGAUUUCUGUUCUCGUCACACCUGUUUUUGUAUCACUAAGGGAUAUUAUACUGGACAAUAGAUCUAAAUCAGUAUUAUUAUUUUUUGAAUACCUAAGCAAUUAAAUAAUAUUUCUUUAAAUAUUAUCUAUAAUUUCGGAUUGAACAUAUUGAAAACUAUCUCUGAAAUAAUGUUUUUGAAGGAAUACGCAUUGCACCAGCCAUCUUUUACGCACGGAUACGUGAUCUGCA